AGAAAAGGUAAAAAGCAAAUCAAAUAUCAGAAUGAAUACGUUGAGAGGAGAUUGUUAGAGUGUCUCAUGCCAUAAGGAGGUUUUCAUCAAUAUUACAUUAAUGGGUUUACCCGCAGCCAUCAAACUAAGACGGUCUAUUUGAGAAUAGGAUUACACGCAACCAUUUGAUGCAUUCUCCACAUCGCCAUGACGAUGACCACAUCCAGGUAGAGCGGAGGAGUAGAGCGAGCGGCUGGUAUUGACGGAGGAAUCCCCACCAUUAUCACUUAUUCAUUAUUUUCCUCCGCCCCCUCCUGCUCUGCACGGUGGAUGAGAGAGGGAUAUUUGCCUGGGGCGUUCCUUGUUGAAUGGAGGGCUGGUUAUAGGUAAUGCCCAGCCAACCGCGAUCCAAGGCAUAGGAUAGUUGAUAAUUGGCAUCUGGCCUGUGUUUAAUGCCACAAACCAAAGCUGCAUACUGCAUCAUCAACGGCCGUGAAUACACACAGACACACACGCACGCAUGCAAGCGUGAUCACGCCCGGACGGACUACCAGACAGGUGCGAUUGGAUACACUCCCCCUCACAUACUUACGCACGCACUGACGGAGACUUGUUGUCAACCUCGCACCCCACCCCCCUCCCCCCAGUUUUCUCCGGACUAUGGUGCCGAGGCGCGUGAACAAUCGCACGGCCAUGCAUCCUCAGAUGUCUUCGGACGAUGACGAGCCCUCGCUGCUCGACAAGUUUUCCUACUCGCUGAGUUUGGACGACCUCAUCGCAAACAUGUACAGCGUGCAUUCUUGGAGUUAUACCACCACCACUUUCCAUCCAGGCGGCGUGAGGACUCCACCCCAGACAACACAACAGCAACACCAACAACAUCAUCAGCAACAGCCACAGCAUACAACGACCAAUCGUGUGACGGCAGCGCCGCAUAAGCCUCUCAUCCAGGACAGGCACGUGACGGGGGAUGCGAGCCGGAAGUGCAACGGGCUCCAUGCGUUGGAGAAGUCUCCAGAGAUCAAGAAGGAGGAGAAGUCAGGACCGGUAAGUCCUUACGGCACUCAUGUGUGCUUUUUUUAGUGAUAGAAGGAGUGAUGUGCAAUGUUGUUUGUGUGAAUUAAGAAAAGUUGGUCUUGGAUCUUUUAAAGGUCAAGUC
Molecule: messenger RNA, 1138 nt
Organism: Lytechinus variegatus (green sea urchin)
Lineage: Eukaryota; Metazoa; Echinodermata; Echinoidea; Temnopleuroida; Toxopneustidae
Exons: 2
Coding region: 640-1062 (140 amino acids)
Source: RefSeq, a predicted model, not a curated record